AAAGAUCGUCCAACAUUUUCCUUCCGGAGCGCCCCAAUUCCCUUAGCCAUGACUAGAAAGAAAGCCGCUCUGGCGUACAUCGCCAACGACGCCGCGAGGAAAGCCACUUUCAAGAAGAGGAAGAAUGGCCUGAUGAAGAAGGUGAGUGAGCUGAGCACGCUGUGUGGGAUCGAGGCGUGCGCCAUCGUCUACAGCCAAUACCAGGCCGAGCCGGAGGUGUGGCCGUCCACGCUGGGGGCGCGCCGGGCCAUCGCAAGGUUCAAGAACAUGUCGGAGAUGGACCAGAGCAAGCGGAUGGUGAACCAACAAGAGUUCAUCCGGCAGAGGAUCGUGAAGGCCGAGGAGCAGCUGAAGAAGCAGCUUCACGAGAACCGGGAGAGGGAGAUCGUGCAGGUGAUGUACCGGGUCCUCGUCGGGGAGGGGCUCCAGGGCCUGACCAUCGUGGAUUUGAACGACCUGGGGUGGAUGCUGGACAAGACCGGGAAGGAGAUCGAGGAGAGGAUCAAGAAGCUGAAGAAGUCCGCGCCAAGCUCAGAGCAGGCAGCGUCGGCGGAGCUGCAGGCAGAUAAGGCGGCUCCAGAGAACCAUGCUGCCUUGAAUGAUGUCGUGGCCGUGGAGGGCCUGGAGGCCACGCAGAACCAGCCUUGGUACAUGGACUUGCUGAAGCCGCGCAACGAGGGCGACGCCUUAAAUCUCGGCAGGAAUGACCCGAUGCCGUCGUACCCAUACGGAAACCCUGCUCCUUCAUGGUCCGACUUCUACUUCCCAUGA
This is a messenger RNA of Eucalyptus grandis, 771 nucleotides long. RefSeq names its product agamous-like MADS-box protein AGL80. Gene Ontology annotation, molecular function: protein dimerization activity; DNA-binding transcription factor activity, RNA polymerase II-specific; RNA polymerase II cis-regulatory region sequence-specific DNA binding. The coding region runs from base 49 to 771 and encodes 240 amino acids. Gene Ontology annotation, biological process: positive regulation of transcription by RNA polymerase II. NCBI's taxonomy places the organism in Eukaryota, Viridiplantae, Streptophyta, Magnoliopsida, Myrtales, Myrtaceae. The record is from RefSeq and is a predicted model, not a curated record. The transcript has a single exon.